CCGAGGCGAGGCCGGGCCGCCCCCGCCGAGCCCGCCCUCCCAACGGGGAUGCGGCGCUGAGGCCCAGCAUGGCCGGCCCGGGCCCCACCUUCCCGCUGCACCGGCUCGUCUGGGCGAAUCGGCACCGCGAACUGGAGGCCGCGCUGCACAGCCGCCAGCACGACAUUGAACAGGAGGACCCCCGGGGGCGCACUCCCCUGGAGCUGGCUGUGUCCCUGGGGAACCUGGAGUCCGUGAGAGUCCUCCUUCGACACAAUGCCAAUGUGGGCAAAGAGAGCUGCCAGGGCUGGGCAGUCCUGCAGGAGGCAGUCAGCACUGGGGACCCAGAGAUGGUACAGCUGGUGCUCCAGUAUCGGGACUACCAGAGGGCCACACAGAGGCUGGCUGGCAUUCCAGAAUUGCUCAACAAACUCCGUCAGGUACAGCAGGGUACAGAGGCCCCCGAUUUCUACGUGGAGAUGAAGUGGGAAUUCACCAGCUGGGUGCCCCUCGUGUCCAAGAUGUGCCCCAGUGACGUGUACCGAGUGUGGAAGCGGGGUGAGAGCCUGCGGGUGGACACCAGUCUUCUGGGCUUCGAGCACAUGACCUGGCAGCGCGGCAGGAGAAGCUUUAUCUUCAAGGGCCAGGAGGCAGGCGCCUUGGUGAUGGAAGUGGACCACGACCGGCAGGUGGUGCACACCGAGACACUGGGGCUUGCCCUGCAUGAGCCAGAAGCGCUGCUGGCCGCCAUGCGGCCCAGUGAAGAGCACGUGGCCAGUCGCCUCACCUCUCCUAUCGUCUCCACCCACCUGGACACUCGCAAUGUGGCCUUUGAGAGGAACAAAUGUGGUAUCUGGGGCUGGCGGUCUGAGAAGAUGGAAACCGUUAGCGGCUACGAGGCCAAGGUAUACAGUGCCACCAAUGUGGAGCUGGUGACACGCACUCGCACGGAGCACCUCUCUGAUCAGGACAAGUCGAAGAGCAAAGGAGGGAAAACUCCAUUCCAGUCCUUCCUCGGGAUGGCCCAGCAGCACUCCUCCCACAGCGGGGCUCCUGUGCAGCAGGCCGCCAGCCCCACCAACCCCACAGCCAUAUCCCCCAGUGAGUACUUCGACCCCAACUUCAGCUUGGAGUCGAGGAACAUUGGCCGCCCCAUUGAGAUGUCCAGCAAAGUGCAGAGGUUCAAGGCAACACUGUGGCUGAGUGAGGAGCACCCGCUCUCCCUGGGUGACCAGGUGACACCUAUCAUUGACCUGAUGGCUAUCAGCAACGCUCACUUUGCCAAGCUGCGCGACUUCAUCACCCUGCGCCUUCCCCCUGGCUUCCCAGUCAAGAUUGAGAUUCCCCUUUUCCACGUGCUCAAUGCCCGCAUCACCUUCAGCAACCUGUGUGGCUGUGAUGAGCCCCUGAACUCGGUGUGGGUGCCAACCUCCAGCUCAGGCUCUGGUGGCACCACAUCAGGGAGCCCUUUCCCAUGUGAGGUGGACCCCGCCGUGUUUGAGGUGCCCGAGGGGUACAGUGUGCUGGGCACGGAGCGCAGCGAGCCCCUUCGUGAUGAAGAUGAUGACCUGCUACAGUUUGCCAUCCGCCAGAGCCUGCUGGAGGCAGGCGCAGAGGCUGAGCAGGUAACUGUCUGGGAAGCCCUGACCAACACCCGGCCUGGUGCCCACCCUCCUCCCCAAGCCACCGCUUACGAGGAGCAGCUUCAGCUGGAGCGGGCCCUCCAAGAAAGCCUGCAGAUGUCCACAGAGCCCAAUGGCCCAGAAUCCCCUCACAGGACACCCCUGGCCCGGGCCCCCCCAAGCUUUGAGGAACAGCUUCGCCUGGCCCUGGAGUUGUCUUCGAGGGAGCAGGAGGAGCAGGAACGACGGGGGCAGCAGGAGGAGGAAGACUUACAGAGGAUCCUGCAACUCUCGCUCACGGAGCACUGAGCACCCAGCACCCAGCUCUGGGAGGGCGGUCUAUGCUGCUCCCCCAUGUGCUUUUGUAACUUAUUUAUUUAUAAACUGUCUGCUGCCAAGCUUGGGGCCUGGAGCCCUGGAGGUGGGCUUGCAUUGGAGACCAGGUGAAAAUAAAGAGACUCAGCAGCA
Messenger RNA from Canis lupus familiaris (dog), 2069 nucleotides. It is a transcript of the gene ANKRD13D, whose product is annotated as ankyrin repeat domain 13D. The record is from RefSeq and is a predicted model, not a curated record. Gene Ontology annotation, cellular component: cytoplasm. Lineage: Eukaryota; Metazoa; Chordata; Mammalia; Carnivora; Canidae. The transcript is spliced from 15 exons. Bases 69 to 1910 code for a protein of 613 amino acids. Gene Ontology annotation, molecular function: protein binding.